Messenger RNA from Plasmodium malariae, 1023 nucleotides. Its product is annotated as conserved Plasmodium protein, unknown function. Bases 1 to 1023 code for a protein of 340 amino acids. NCBI's taxonomy places the organism in Eukaryota, Apicomplexa, Aconoidasida, Haemosporida, Plasmodiidae. The transcript has a single exon. The record is from RefSeq and is a predicted model, not a curated record.
AUGCAGAUAACGAAGGAAAAAGGAGAUCAACCGAACAAAGUCAUUACAGAAACGUUUUUGAAGGCUAAAGAGGACAGUGUAUAUGUCAAGUGUAAAGACGUAAAUAAUAAACAAACUAUUACAAAUAAGGAGAAUUGUCCAAAUGGAAAAAUACGUUGUAAUAAUCUUGAAGGGGAUGGAAAAAAAGAACAUAUGGAAUGUAUAAAAAGAAGAAUAAAAAAACAAAAGAAAAAAAAAAAAGAUGAUAGAGAAAAUUAUAACAACUUUUUUAACUCAAAAAUGUAUUUACCUUCACUAAAAGCUAAUAAAGAGGAGUUAAAAUUUUUUUUUAAAAUUUUACAUAAUAUGAUGGAACGAAAUAAAUCAGACAAUAUAUAUAUAAAUCUUAUGGAUAUAUUAUGCAAAAAUUUUCCAAAAUAUAUUGGACUGUUUGCAAAUUUAUGGUUUCAAUGUAAAACAUUAUUAGCAGAGAAAUUAAUAUUAAUUGAAUUCUUUAGACAGCUAAAAGUAAAUUCAGAAAUAAUUAAUCAUUUUUUUAAUUAUGGAUAUGACUCAUUCGAAACAGUGUUAUCUAUUACUCCUCAAGACUUAGCCAAAAUUCAACAUUUUAAUAAUGUUACUUGGGCACCUGGGCAUGUGUUCAGAAUGAAAAUAAUUUUCUUAAAAAUACACGAUUAUUUUAAAAUUUUCAUUCAAAAAAAUGAUGAUUAUAUUAAAAAAAUUAACGAAUUUAUUUUAAAUAAAAGAAAAAAAACUGACUUAACAGAACAGCUCUGUAUACCACAACAAAAUUAUGAAAAAAUGAAAAAAAUUAAUUAUUCCCCUCUAAUCUCCCCAAGGUCAAGCAAUUUAAAUACAAUUACUUAUCAACCAUAUAAAUAUAUGAACCUUAAAGCAAAAACGGUCCUAUAUAAUAAUGAUAGUAUGUACCGUAGAAACAAUAUCAACAUUUCAAAUUAUCACUGUUCCCCGAAACCCAUAAUGCGUAGUCUUCAAAAUAUUUUUCUAUGCCAUCCGCGUUAA